AUGCACCACGACAGCUCUAUUGGUACGUGUUUGGGACGGUGGAUGCGGUCUGCGGUGGGUGCGUGUCCGCGCAGCCGGCACCGUGUGCAGCGCAGGGCCAUUGCGGCUAUUCGUGUGGCGCUGCUUGUUGUGUUGGCGCUGGUUGCGGCGGCGGCGUGGAUGACUGCUGUGCAUGCGGUGGUGGUGCGACUGCGGGGCGGCACGGUGGACAGAGCCGUCACGGUUGGCCGCGCCGUAGACGCGGUGCUGAUGGACGGCGUGUACAUGACGAACGGCGUGGCUGUUGUGUUCGACGUGCCGGCGAUGCUUCCCGGCGCGCUGCGCAUCGAACUGAGGAACUGCGUGUGCAACGGCGGUGCGCAGAUCUACGUGCGGGGCUACAGCGGCGAGCCGGCGAGUGACCGGAGCCUGGAGGUGAGCGUGAGCGGGCUGUCCGGGAGCUACUGCUCGCUUGUGUUUGUGCACAACCUGCCGGCACACACGAACGUGACGGUCCGUGACUCGACGAUUGUGACGGCGGGGCCGAUGCGCUACUCCCAGCUGAGCGGGCUGACGGACGCGGUGGCGUCGCCGCUUGUGCUGUACGCGACGUCGCUGUUGCAGACGCAGCUGCGUGUGAGCAGCACGGUGCUGAGGUCGUUGCAGGCGGGCGGGAUGGCGGUGUACGUUGGCGGCGGUGUGGACCUGCUGUCGAGUGCGGUGUUGCUUGACGGCGUGUCGCUGGAGGCGUCGGGCGGUCCGACCGCGUCCGCGAUGCAUGUGGCGUCCUCGUCGCGUCUCAGUCUGCGGAGCCACUCGGUGUUCUCCGUGACGAACGUGUCGGUUGUGAGCAGCGGCGGCGGCAUUGUGCUUGGAGAGCGCCUCGCGGUGUCCGACUCGGUGCUGCGCUUCGUGGGCGUCGAGGGGCCUGUUGCGUCGUCGCUGGUGCGCUGCGACGGUGGGACGGUCGGUGCCGGCGGGUGGCUGGAGCUGCACGACGUGUGGGCGGUGGGCGAGGCGUCGUCGGUGGCGUCGCUGUCGGGGGUGACGCUGAGCGGCGGCACCGUGUCGAUUGCACGCAGCACUGCCACCGGCGCUACGCUUGUCUCCGGGCCGACGAUCACGAGCGGCGCCGUGUCGGUGCAGUGCAACCGUGCCGGCGGCCGGGUGCUGCAGAGCAGCGGCGACUACCGUUUGGCCGGCCUGCCUUCCGUGAGCGUGGUGCCGUGCGACGGCUGUGCGGCAGCGCUGGCGUGCUUUGAUGGACUGACGGCGUCGUUCACCGACUGCGUGUGCAGCUGCCGUGCCGGCGGCAUGGGCGAGGCGUGCCUGCCGUUCGACGUGCCGCCUGCGAGGACCGGCGGUGGUGCGCAGGACUGCAUGGGUGGCGUGACGCUGACGGAGUCGGUGACGGUUGGCGGCGGGCGUGCGACGGCGUGCUUCGACUCGGUGGUUUUCAGCGGGCCGAUCACUGUGGCGGUGGAUCUGCGCUUGAUGGAUGCGUUCGCUGACGCGCUGAACGUGACGCUGCGCCACUGCGUGCUUGCGGGCGGCGCGCAGCUGCGGAUUGGCGGCCUCAGCGAGAGCACGGCGCGCCUGAUGCCGCACGUCCUCGUCAACAUGACGAAUGUGACGUCGGUGGAGGGCACGAUCGUGCUGCAUGGCGCGAUGCCGCCGAACUCGAGUGUGCUGCUGGCGAACUCAACGCUGCGUGCGACGGUUGGCGGGUCGCAGUACGUGCAGACGACCCCUGGCUUCGCGGGAUUUCGGUACGGCCCCGCGCUUGUCCUGGACGGCGUCCGGCUUCUGUCGACGCGGUUUGUCAUGACGCGGUCGACGCUGGUGUGUGGCGGGGGUUCGUGCGCUGCGAUCCUCGUGGAGCGCGGCCUCGGCGCGAACCUGUCCAGCGUAUUCUACAUGGACAACUGCGUCGUUAUUUCGGAGACGCACGUGAUGUACGCUCUUGCGUCGGACCUGCGUGUUGACGGCGGCUCCGUGUUCUCCAUACAGAACAGCUCGUGGAGUGCGCCGAGCACCGAAUACUACAAAGGCGCGUGUGUGUUUAAGGAUGUUGUUGUGGAUGGAGGCAGCGUGCUGCAGAUUGUGUCCAGCAUGUUCCGUCUCGGCUUUGCCAUGCUCAUCACAAACACGCUGACUGUGACUGGCGGCAGCUGGCUGGUGCACCGCGACAACGAGUUCCGCACCGCCUAUGUUGUGUACGUGGCCGACGAGAAUGGCGUGGCGUUCCACGAUCGGAGUGUGUGGUCGAUACUACACAACUACUUCACGUACGGCUCGUACUCGUCAACCAUUCUACUUAUGACAAGCAAGUGGUCAUCACCAUCCGACGCGCGCCCGACCAUCUACGGCAUGUGCAACGAGGCACGGGGCUCUCCUGUGACGAAUUACGGAGAAGACCUCAAUAUUGGGACGCCCGUGACGAUACUGGACUGUGGUGCGUGCACGGUGGACGCCGUGUGCUUCGCAGCGAGGACGAGCAGCAUCAGCGGCUGUGAGUGUGUGUGCGCUGCUGGCGGCUACGGUGACACGUGUGUGCCAGCUGCGGUUCCGGACGGUCUUGGGCCGCUCCCGCUCCCCGAUGCGGACGACACGGAGGUCCGCUGCGUGCACGGUGGCAGCAUCAGCUCCGUGGACUAUCCUGAUCCCGGUGUGCGUGGUCUGUGCUUCGUCAACGUGACCUUCACUGCCGCGAUCGUGCUUGACCUGUGGAGUUUUGACGCACCACAACAGAUACUCAACAUCACGCUGCUGCAGUGCGUCCUCGUGGGCCUGUUGAUCAGGGGGAGUGUUGCGCGCGUGCACGUGAGCGUGACAUCCUCGAUGAUGGAUUCUGGUGAGUUGGAGUUUAAGGGUUAUUUUGGCGCGAGCUCCCAGGUACUGGUGGUUGGCAGUACGCUUGUGUCGACGUUGAGCUACGCCAUUGCCUUUCCGGAAUUUUCCCUCGGUGCGAAGUCGACGCUGCUGCUACUUGACAACCACAUUGAGGGAAAUAAUUACGCAGUUUAUAUAUCCGAAACUAUUGUUGUUGAUGGUGGUGGGAUCAUUGUGAAGGGAAAUACGCUGUUAUCAACGGCGGCUGAGGACGAAGUACAUACAGCGGUUUUUGUUGAAACUGUUGAUGUGAUGAAGGGCGGCUACAUUGACGUGGAGAACAACACGAUGAGUGCGGCUAAUGGCAUUUUUUUUUUUUGGGAUACAAACUUGGCCUCCGCGGGGCUGCUGCGAGUGGCGGACUGCAACUUUGUUGGUGGGACGGAAUUUUUUGAUCCCGCGCUGGUGCAUUUGUCUGGCUCUGUGGCCCUCGAGGGAGGUGCGCAGUGGCGUGUGGAGGGCAACAAAGUGAGUGCAGCCUCAAUAAUAACUGUGGAAGAUACCUCGAAAAAAAUUCGACUGUUGGGCAGCGGCACCACCGUGGUGCUUGCACACAACCGUCAGGUGGACGAUAUUUAUCCCUUUGCUGAUCUUUCUCUGCCACAGACGGUUGUUGCGUUACCCGCGCGUUUUGUGGUUGGGUGCAACCUGCAGGGCGGUAGGGAGGUGUUGUACGACGAUGUGUUUCCGGAGGGCGUGGUGGUGUUCAGGUGUGGCACAUGCAACGAAGACGCGGCGUGCUACAUGCCCGGGACGGAGUCGGUGGACCGCAGCUCGUGCUCGUGCAGCUGCAAGGACGGAUGGCAUGGCGCGUCGUGUCUUCCUUUCGAGGUGCCCGACUUUUCUUUGCCGCCCGUAGCGGAGAGAGUCGUUGACGGCGACACGAGCUGCGUGGUGAACCAGACGCUGACGAACCUCGCGCCGAACAUGUGGAAGACGCACCACUGCUACGUGGGUGUGACAUUCAGCGGCGUGGGUGCAGUGCUGACGUUUUUCCUCGACAGUAUGCCGCUGCAUCUCCCCAUCAACAUCACGCUCACUGGGUGCAAAUUCCGUGAGGGUGCCGCGCUGCAGUUUGUCGGGGGUGCUGAGGUGGCCGAGUCAGCCGGUGUCCUUAUCCGCGUGAGCCAGACGGUGAUGCGGUCCUCUGUUGUUGUGUUUGCACUCGCCCUCCCGCAGCACUGUGACAUUGCCGUCACGGAGGUUGACGCGGUGCAGACCUUCGAGUUCGACUUACCGGGCACUGUGGGAAAGACGCUGAGCGUAUUGUUGCUGCAUGACGUCGUGUUGAGUGCGUCCUCGUUGUUGGUCAGUAACGUCAAGGCGCAUGCGUUGAGGUACGCUGAGUUUGGUUUGUACUCUUUUGGGACGCUGACACUGGUGGGUGGCAGCUCGCUGUACGCGCGUUACUGCAGUCUUGAUGGGUACGAACACCUGUUUUACGUGUACAGGCUCAGUGUGAGUGAUCACUCUGUUUUUGCGCUGCUCAACAAUACAAUGUCCUCUGGUACGAGCCUCCUGUAUCAGCACCACAGAUUCAGCGUGUCGGAGCAUAGCGUGUUGCGCGUGGUGGGGAACAGCGGUAUCGUGGCCUGCGCCAUCUACGCAGAAGACUUGUGGACCGUCCAAAGGUCAAGCUGGCUGGAUUGGCGCGACAACAGCGUGGGAGUGGGUGCGAUGUUUCACGAAUCCGAGUUCGCUUCCUUUGCCAUUGACGGCAGUAGUGUGGUGACGCUGACGGGCUGCACGAUGGGCUCGACGGGAUUGUCGAGGCCUCUGCUAUCGCAGGCUAAAUCCGGCUACGGGUUCGUUGCCGGAUGUCUGACGGUUGCAGGACGAGUUUUGACGACGACGGGAGAACUGGAGCUGAAUGGCAUCACCAAGGUGACGACGGUUACCGCGUGCGGGGAUUGCACGAAGGACGGCGACUGCUUUGCACCGCUGACGACGGCGGUCAUUGACUGCAAGUGCCAGUGCGCUGCUGGAGGGCACGGCGAAGUGUGCGUCCCUGCGCCUGUGCCAGCCGGGCCGCCACCACCGCCACCACCGCCGUCGCCACUGCUACCGCCACCGCCGCCGAUUGGUGAGUGCAUCAGCGACAUGGUGUACCCCGAGGUUGCGCAGGCCGUGGGCGGCGGUCUGUCGUGGCUGUGCUACCGCAACGUGACGUUCAGCGGGGGCGGCAUGCGCCUGACGGUGCUGAUUGGGGGGAUGACGGGCAACGUGGCGAACGUCACGUUCGAUGGAUGCACGUGGAGGGACGGCGCCGUUCUGUUGCUGUUGGGCAACGCGUACGCCGCUGUGGGGUCGCUGAACAUCGCCGUCACCGGCAACACGUUUAGUGACGCGCUGCUCAGCCCGGAGGGUGGGUUUCCACCACGCACGAACAUCACGAUCAGCGGGAACCGCUUCACGGUCACGAGAAUGAUCCCUCGGCUGGGUUUGGACCUUAGGAGGCCGUCGUGUGUUGCGAUGAAUGAGCUGGCGAUCAGCAACUACUCUGCGGUGGUGCUCAGUGGCAAUGCGUUUCAGACCAUGACGACAUCGUCAAGCGCCAUUCAAGUUGUCAGGUAUGCGCUGAGGGUGACGUGGCACUCUGUUUUUGCGGUGUUGGGCAACGCGUUUCAUAUGGCUGGUGGCGAGGGCACACCGAUACAUCUUGAAGGUUAUGCCGAAUCCUUGUCACUGUUUGUACUGAACGGCUCUGCUGUGGUGGUCCGAGGCAAUCUUGUGUCGAGCCUGGUGCAGUACGUAAUCAUAUUUGUUUUUUUUUUUUGUGUGGAGUCUCGGUCAGCGGUUGUUUUUCGGGACAACGACAUGCAAGGAAGCUCGGCGGUUUUUUUUUCAAGCCACCAUUCCCAUAUUUACUACAACUCUUGGCUGCAGUUGAGCGGCAACCUCUGCCGCGUGUCCCCAGUGGGUGCUUUUGCUGUUUUGAAUCCCACAGUGAAUCUCCGCGACUCCACGGUGUCCGUGUCCGGCAACCAGUUUAUGUCCAGCAAGGGCACGCACACAGCGUUAUGGAUAUACUCACGACCCAGCGAUCUCACAAACGUAGCGAUUGUGGCUGCGUGCAACACUGUGAACGGCGAGGAGGAAGCGAACUACGUUAUUCCGUCCGUGUACAAUGCCACCAUUCUGACCUGCAGCGACCCAUGCGCCCUCGCGACGUCGUGCUUCCCCGCGUACACGACGACGGCUUCGAGUGAUGGCUGCGCCUGCACGUGCGCGGAGGGCGGCCACGGUGAUGCGUGCCUGCCCGUUGCUGUCCCCGAGCCGCCGAGCACCGACGGCGCCGACUUGUGCGUGCGGGACGUGCGUGUGGAUGUGAAGCUGAGUGCCGGUCUCGGGACGACGGUGGUGUGCUACUUUGGUGUGACCUUUGCGGCGGACGUCGUGGUGGAUGUGGGGUCGAUGUCAGGGAGCGUGCGCAACGUGACGCUGGCGAACUGCACGUUUGUGGGCGGAGCGAGCCUGUACGUUGUUGGGUGCCGUUCCGACCCGCCCGCUGGCGAGCGCGCCGAUGUGUUAAUCAGCGGGCUUGAGUCACGCUCCGGCGGCGGCGUGCUGGUGUCGAACCGAUACCCGCCGGGCUCGCGCGUCACUGUGGUGGACUCGGUGCUGGUCGCAGAGAAUCGUGUUGCGUAUCGUAACGCCUACGGCCUUGGCGACGCCUCCGCGUGCCUCGUGUUGCACAACGUGAAUCUGACUGGGAGCGUGCUGACCAUUGCGCGCACGCAUGUGGCGGCUGUGUUCCGCGACGCUGUUGGCGUGUUGGUGGUUGGCGGCGUGGCGCUGUCGUCGCGCGGAGCGCUGUACGUGGACGGGCUGUUGGUGCAGGCGGCGCUGGGGCUGUGCGUGUCGGUGGAGGGCGGUGUUGUUGCCAGUGGCGGCUCCGUGGUGGCGUUUGUUGGCAGCGACUUCCUGCUGUGCAAGCACGCGGUGUCUGUGCGUGGGGCUGUGAGUGUAUCGGGCUCCGUUGUGGCGUUUGUGCGGAACGACUUUGCGUCGACGGAGGACUACGCGGUGGCGUUUUAUUCGACGGUGAGUCUGGCCGACGGGUCGAUGCUUCUGGCGAAGGGCAACGUGCACGACGGCGUCUCGAGGGAGAUGCUCUACGCCGCUGGCGCCGUGACCGCUGCUGGGAGCACGCUGAGCCUUGUGCGCAACCGAGCACUGCUGUCUCGGAUGCUAUCGCUGAGCCUGUCGCUUGCGGCUGGGGCGCAUGUGAGGGUGGCGUGUAACGACGCUGGUGGACGUGUCCUGUCGACGGCGGAGGAGUACGCAGCGGCUGGUUUUGGCGACGCUGGGCGCAUCGACGUUGCUGGGUGCGACGACUGCGACAGGGACACGUACUGCUACGCCCCCGGGACGGCGUCGGCGAGCAUGAGGAACGGUGUGUGCGUGUGUGCGUGCGGCAGCGGCGGGUACGGCGAGGCGUGCGUGCCUGUGGGAGCUCCCGCGCUGUCGCCCGCUGUGGGCACCGCGUCGAGUUUGUUUGUCCGUGAGGGCGUGACGGUGCGGUCGGUGUUCGUUGUGCCUGCCGGUGUGAGCGAGGUGACGCUGCGCCACGUUGUGCUGGACGGCGUGAGUCCGGUGCUCUACGUGCCGUGGAUGGCGCGGGACGGCGUGCGGAUCGUUGUGCAGAACGUGUCGCUGCUGAACGGCGCCGUGCUGUACGUGAUGGGCGGUGGAGCGUUGCGCGAUGCGGAUGGUGCGGGGAGCGACGAGAGCGGGCCGGUGGAGCUGUCGGUGUGCGAUGUGGAGGCGCUGAACGGUGCGCUUGUGCUGACCGGGACGUUUCCCGCGGGGUCUGUGCUGACGGUGACGGACUCCCUGCUGGUUGCCGCGAGGCCGACGCCGCUUGUGUAUCUUCCCGGCUCGCAGUCGUCGCCGUACGCACCGGUGCUGGUACUAUCGGGCCUGCGGCUCGUGCGGUCCGUCCUGGUUGUGUCCGGCGUUGCUCUCGUGACCGUGAUGACUGGUGGGCGGACGGUGGUGGUGGACGGCGUUGUGCUGGAGCUCGUCGGUGGCGGUGUCGCGCUGGACUCGGCUGUGCUCGGUGGCGAAUAUGCGUUGUACGCGAGUGCGCGCGUGGUUGCGUCGGGGGGCGCUGUGCUGCGCGUGUCGGGGAGCCAGGUGUACGCUGCGCAUGGGCUGGUAUUCGGCAGUGGAGUGGAGGCCAACGCGUCCGCCAUCGUGGUGAAUGACAACACCGGUGCGCUGACGGAUGGCGCGCUGCUGGUGCUGCGGGGGUCGGCGUCGUUUGCGUCCGGGUCGUGGCUGUCGGUGCGCGGCAACAGCAUCAGCGGCAGGCUUCUGUCUGUGCCGUCGUACCCGCGCAGUGCGGAGCUCGUGCAGAGCACGUUGACGCUCUAUGGGAACGCCGGCCGUGGACCCGUCGUGAUGGACGGCACCGUUGCGCUCGGGGGCGCCGGCCGAAAUUUCGUCGUGGGGUGCCUGACGCUCAACGGGCAGGCGCUGCAGCCGAUGGACUACAGGUCCACCGGCAUCAUCGGGGAAUUCCGCUCCGUGGCGUGUGGUGUGUGCGACGCCGAAGUGCGCUGCUUUGCUGCUACGACGAGGGCGAUGUCGAGGUCGUGCCGCUGCCGCUGUGCUGAGGGCGGGUACGGGCGCGACUGCCUGCCGGUGUACCUGCCGCACGUGGACGGGUGCAACCGCACGCACGGCAUUCCGCUGCUGAGCCACACGGCGACGCUGACGGAGACGCGCAGCCUGACGCCAACGUGGACGCCGGGCAUGAGCACGGCGCAAUACAGUCCGACGCAGUACAGUCAGACGGAGACCCCGCAGUUGACGGAGACGGUGGCACCGCCGCCCACGCGGACCCCCACGGCGUCGGUGAGCGGCACGCUGUGGUGGAGCGACGUGGCGUGCCCGACGCUUGCUGUGACGACGACGGCGGCUGGUGGAAGUCUGACGCAGAACGACAUCCGCGGCGGUGGGAGCGCCGUCCCGACGCGGCUGAUGGUGGCGCUGCCGCCACCGUUUCGGUGGGCACGCGACCCGCAGCCCGGCACGCACCUGAGCUUUGUGCCUGUGUCGACGGCGCAGCCGAGCGGGUUUGGCGGUCCGUGGGGAGCGAUGCUGAGCAACGCGACGUGGGUGCGCAACGCGACGAAUCCGUCCACCGUCCUGGAGCUGGCCGUGCCCGUGCACCGCGGUUACUUCAUUGCUGCCGACGAAACGAUAGUCAUUCGCUGCGACGCUGCGGCGGUGUUUGGCGGCUGCAAGGGUGUGCUGCUUGGGUCCUUCACGAUCAGUUCGAACACGCUGCCCGCUGCUGCCAGCGCCCUCUCGGCGAUCACCGGCGUUGUUGCGGGUGCGACGGCUGUUGCCGUGCUGGUGACCGGCGGGCUGGGCUCCGUUCUGGAGUUGCAGGCGCUCGGCGUGUUCGCGAGGAUGCCAUGCGCCUCGGCGCAGGAGCGUGCGAGCACCGUUGCGCUGCCGUACUUCCUGUCGGUGUUUGCUGCCCUUGACCCGCUGUGGAUAGUGGUGGGCAACGCGCUGCUGGCCGCUGUGUUCGGGUGCGUGCACUACGGUGUGACGGCCGCCUUCCAGCGGUGGCGCGGCGUGGACGCGGCGAGUGCGUGGGCUGCGAUGCGGUUCCCGAGCCUGACGUACGUCGUGGCGCACGCGAUGCACCUCGGCAUAUUCUUCGGCUCCGUGCUCGCACUGGCGAUGCCCGGCGCCCGCGUGCUGCACCGCGUGAUCGGUGUCGUUGGCGUGCUGUACGGUGUGGCGUUCCCUGCUGGUGUGUGCUACUUGAUUGCCCGCCACACGGGCGCGAGCUUCACGAGGUACUGGCAGUUUUCUAGGAAGCCGCUGCACGAGCGCCUGCUGUACCCCGUCGGGUAUUGGCACCCCGCGGCGCAGCAGCGGAUGUACGGCGGCAUGCUGACGAACAUGAGGGGCAGCUACGUGUACUGGUGCGUGUUCCAGGUGUCGGUGCUGUGUGUGGUGUGCCUGAUUGCGGCUGUGCACCCGCCCGUGGGAGGCUGCCACGUCCAGUACUUCUGCAUGGCUGCUGUGCUGCUUGCGGGUGCGGGCGUGGUUGCCUUCACGAACAUGAUGCGCUCGGCCUUCCUGACGAUGACGCACACUGCGAGCUUUGUGCUCCUUGCACUGCUGUGUCUGGUCAGCGCGGCGAACCACCUUGCGCCGAGCGACGGCGGAGCGAGGGCGUACGUGGCGAUUGUGCUGCUGCUGACGACUGUGCUGCUUGCGGUCACUGUGUACAGCGUCGUUGUGUGGUACGCGGAGGACCGCCACUGGCAGGAGCUGCGCGAGCCUCGGCGUGGUGGGCUGGAGGCGCUGCUGCGCGAUGACGAGGAGAGCGACGAAGAGACGCAGAAGCUCCACGAAAUGACUUUUUUGUCGUACGCCUCAGGCACCACCGUUGGGUCAUCGUACCGACCACCCGCACCGCCGUUGCAGGAGCCCUUAGCCGGUGACACCCGCUCAGACGCGCCGAGCCCACUGGACCGUGUAUCCAGUGCGAGCUGCAGCAUUAAUUAUGCUCUUCUGGACAGGUGA
Molecule: messenger RNA, 10428 nt
Organism: Trypanosoma cruzi
Lineage: Eukaryota; Euglenozoa; Kinetoplastea; Trypanosomatida; Trypanosomatidae
Product: dispersed gene family protein 1 (DGF-1), putative
Exons: 1
Coding region: 1-10428 (3475 amino acids)
Molecular function (GO): Notch binding
Source: RefSeq, a predicted model, not a curated record